Messenger RNA from Guillardia theta CCMP2712, 258 nucleotides. RefSeq lists its product as hypothetical. The record is from RefSeq and is a predicted model, not a curated record. Gene Ontology annotation, molecular function: protein binding. Lineage: Eukaryota; Cryptophyceae; Pyrenomonadales; Geminigeraceae. The transcript has 2 exons. The annotation marks the transcript as partial. Gene Ontology annotation, cellular component: nucleus; cytoplasm.
UUAUUGCGUGCAGGCUGCGACGUGAACGAAGUAGAUCAUGCUGGAAAUUGUGCUUUACACUACGCGGCUAUUGAUGUCAAUGUGCUGAACCUUCUUGUCAAUCAUGCAGCAGAUGUAAAUAUGACAAACAAAGUGGGUGCUACUGCGCUUCAUGAAGCUGCGGAGAAGGAAUGUAUUGAAGCAUGUAAACUUCUGCUAGCUGCGGGAGCUGAUCCAGACCAACAAGAUAAGGAUGGCAGAUCGGCGCUGGAAUAUGCU